UUACAUAGCUCAUCUAUAAAAACUCUAUUUGUUUCCUUCAAACACUUACACCCGUAUAAGUAAUCUUUAAAUAUUUACAAGUGGAAAAAAUCACAAGAAAUGGGAAGAUCACCAACUAGUAAUGAUAAAAAUGGACUCAAGAAAGGUCCAUGGACCCAAGAGGAAGAUGUUAAGCUCAUAGAAUAUAUUCAAGUUCAUGGUCCUGGAAACUGGCGUAGCCUCCCCAAAAAUGCUGGACUUGAAAGGUGUGGAAAGAGUUGUCGUCUUCGUUGGACAAAUUAUUUGAGACCAGAUAUUAAGAGAGGAAGAUUCUCAUUUGAGGAAGAAGAAACUAUUAUCCAACUUCACAGUAUUCUUGGCAACAAGUGGUCUGCCAUAGCGGCUCGUUUGCCGGGAAGAACGGACAAUGAAAUAAAAAAUUAUUGGAAUACUCAUAUAAGAAAAAGACUUUUAAAGAUGGGACUUGAUCCAGUUACUCACAGCCCUCGUCUUGAUAUAUUAGACUUAUCAUCACUCCUUAACUCCACACAACUCAACCUUUCAAGUUUACUUGGACUACAAGCACUUGUAAACCCUCAAGUCAUGAGACUUGCCACUUUAGCCUCUAAUGUUUUUGCAUCUCACACUGAAACUAAUCCAGAAAUAUUAUUACAAAAACUUCAAGAAACCCAAUUUUUGAACACACAAAUUCAAAACCAUGAAGGGCAAGAAGAGUUGCUACAAAAGUUUCAAGAAAAUCAAUUUUCAAAUGCCCCAUUAGAAAAUCAUACCCCAACUAUUUUCCAACCUAAUAAUAAUCAGACUCAAGAAAUACCAACAUGCACACAAUCAAACGUGGGACCAUAUUUGGUGAGUGACCAAAAGUUACCUGAAAAAGUGAUGCUACCAUUGCAAACCUAUGGCCAAAAUUUAAAAGAAAACGCAUGCGAACAGAAUUUCAGCUUCGAUUCAAUUUUGUCAUCAACACCUUUGUCAAGUAGUGUAGAAGAUGAGAGAGAUAGCUAUUGUAGUAAUUUUAUGAAGUUCGAGAUUCCAGAGAGUUUAUAUUUUGAUGAUUUAUUGUAAAUAUUGAAAAUGGUCAAUACUUUUGGUAUGUUUAAUUUGGAUGGAACCAUUGCAUUGGUACGUUUUUUCCCAUUUAGUCCAUUCAAAUUUUUUG
Lycium barbarum (goji berry) is the source of this 1159-nucleotide messenger RNA. RefSeq names its product transcription factor MYB41-like. The record is from RefSeq and is a predicted model, not a curated record. Bases 100 to 1065 code for a protein of 321 amino acids. The transcript has 3 exons. Lineage: Eukaryota; Viridiplantae; Streptophyta; Magnoliopsida; Solanales; Solanaceae.